Molecule: messenger RNA, 1202 nt
Organism: Theobroma umbraticum
Lineage: Eukaryota; Viridiplantae; Streptophyta; Magnoliopsida; Malvales; Malvaceae
Source: RefSeq, a predicted model, not a curated record
CUAGUGUCUACAGCCCUGAGAAUCCUUCUCAGUCACAUCUCCGUCUCACCUUCUCUUUUUCUCUGCUCAUCUUUCCCACGCGCAGACAAAGAGGUUAUCAGGUUAGGUUAAAGAGAUCAAACUCUGAGAACUGUCUAUCCAUUAUUGCUAGUGGUUUUGCAGCUUCCAAGCUUAUUACAUGGAUGAGAAGUGGAAAAUAUCAAAGAAGGAAGCUUCGGGUAUCCAUUGUUCAUCAAGUUCUUCAAAGUUUUCUUCUCUCACGAGGAGUUUUUCAACGAAGAGCAUAUCUUCCAAGUCUCCUCUCCUUAGGAGUUCUUCACAGAAGAGCCCAUCGUCUUCUUCUUCCUCAUCUAAAUAUCCACUACCCCGAAGUUUUUCGCAGAAGAGCUCAUCUAUUUCCCGUAAAUGUAGUAGCUUGGCCAAGGAACAGAAGGCAAGAUUUUACAUUAUGAGGCGCUGUGUUGCCAUGCUUGUUUGCUGGCAUAAGCAUGGGGAUUCUUGAAGGACAAGAGAUGGAGAUGAUCUUAUAUAUUAUAUAUAAUAUAUAUAGAUCGGUAGGGAAGGAUCCUCCAGGUUCCUUUCCCUCUUCUCCACUUGCUUCUGCAGGAUGGUUCUUGGUCUUGUUUGUCUUGAAACUCAUGGAUUUCCAUCCAUUGGAUCAGGAACAGAUAAAAUGUCACAGAGUUUUCCUUGCUUACCUUCAAUUUUUAGUUCAGUUCAGUUUGUAAUUAUAAAUGAGAGAGAGCUACAAGUUUUAUAGCUGUAAGAAAAGACUAUAUGGACAAAUUGAUUUUCUGUCAAAUCUUUAAACUAGCAAGACUUUUUUCUAAUCUUUUCUUCCUCCUUUUUCACCCUGUGGUUUCUUUUUGUUUUCCCCUUGAGACAUUAAUCAAAAGCAGAUCUCAAUAUCAGGAUGUCUUCUUAACCUCAUUUUCCUUUUGGAGUGGCUUUUGGGUUGGUUUUCUUUUUUGGUUUCCAUUUUCUUCAUUUUUGUGCCUUGAUGACAGAGAGAUUCCUUUCAUCAGCUGUUGCAGCAGCCAUUAUAAUAAUAGGACAUCAUUGGCUAUUGGAUCUGCAUUGGGAAUGAAAGCCAUCUUUUUGCCCCUUUUAGAAAAAGAGGUAGGAAUUUUGAGUUUUCAGUUAAAAGUGAAUGGCAAAUCUUGGAUUGAUCCUUAAAUAAGGAUCUGCUUCUUUUCCUUUCA